AUGGCCGAGCCCGUGAAGCACGUGGACGCAUCCGGGCACGAACACACGCACGGCCCCACGUCUGCCAAGAUCGUGGCGCUCGGCACCGUCACGGUGGGCGGCGCCACCUUCAUGAUCGACCGCGACGGGCAGAUUGAGGCGGGCAAGGAGACUGAGUUUGGCGUGGAGCGGAUCGCCGGCGCAGAGGUGGUGCCGAGCGGCGCGUGGCUGGCGAACCCGCCCGGCUCCAACGUCGAGAAGCUGUGCGACCCGGUGACGGGCGACGGCCACGAGCAGCACUGGCACUUCAACGUCACGCCCCUCUACCCCGUCAAAAAGAGCAAGUUCGUGCUGCAGGCUGGCGGGGAGGAGGCUGUGGUCGACUUUUGCCCCGGCGCCGGCCCGUGCAACGACGGCAUCAUGUCCGUCUUUCCGGGCGUCGGCUUCCUCGAGCUUAAGCUGCACGGCGAUGCGGGCGACCUCGAGCUGUGGCUGUACGCCAGCGCGGGCAAGCAGACGUCGUGGCAAGCGCGCACCGGCAAGCCCUCCCCCUUUGACAUCCCGAAGGAGACGGUCGUCAAGCUCACCUUCGCGAGCCACGAGGGGAAGACGGUCGAGCUGCGCGUGCGGAACGGCGACCAGAACGAGGACGAGGACGGCACCCCAAACAUGCGCGGCGGGCGCACCAACUACUUCAUCUUUCCGGGCGAGAGUGGGCAAGACCCGACGUGGCUGAUGGGCGAGAAGUGGCGCGGCGUCGUCUCCGUCUCCUUUGAGGCCGAUGGCAAGCCGCAGCAGAGCGACCCGUUUGUGCUCGUGCCACACGAGGCGCUCUGA
Emiliania huxleyi CCMP1516 is the source of this 816-nucleotide messenger RNA. RefSeq lists its product as hypothetical. NCBI's taxonomy places the organism in Eukaryota, Haptophyta, Isochrysidales, Noelaerhabdaceae. The record is from RefSeq and is a predicted model, not a curated record. The transcript has a single exon. Bases 1 to 816 code for a protein of 271 amino acids.